Epinephelus moara (kelp grouper) is the source of this 1953-nucleotide messenger RNA. Its product is annotated as protein mono-ADP-ribosyltransferase TIPARP-like. The record is from RefSeq and is a predicted model, not a curated record. The coding region runs from base 1 to 1923 and encodes 640 amino acids. The transcript has 5 exons. Gene Ontology annotation, molecular function: metal ion binding; NAD+ poly-ADP-ribosyltransferase activity. NCBI's taxonomy places the organism in Eukaryota, Metazoa, Chordata, Actinopteri, Perciformes, Serranidae.
AUGCCAUACCUUCCAUCCAGCAGAGGGACGAAGAGAAAGUUGGCAGACGAUGCUGGUGGUUUACAGCCCCAGUCCAAAUCUUCCAAAGUCACCUUCCUGAGCCCGUCUCUUAUCCUGCUGGAGCUCCCCUCUGACGCCAACAGCAGCUUCCCAGUGUGGGAGGCCAUGAGAUCCCAGCAGGUUGACGUCACCUGGACCGUCGACCCCUACAGCGCCAUGGUUCAUUUCACCCCUGUGACCUCUCAGCAGGGGAAGAGAACAACCUCCAGCCAAACUGAAGACACUUCCAGCGCUACACAGAGCUCAGUGCCUUUUUCUGGGAUCCCGCAACCUCAGUUGGCCAUCCAGCCCAUCACUCAGCUGCACAACACCUCCCAGAACUCCUGUGUUGUGCUCACCCUUUCCCAAAACAGCACCCAGUUAGCGCCAAGCCUUCCAGGUCAACUAGUCUACACACCUCCAACCCCUACGCCAGUCACCUCCGUCAUCAUUUCCCUGCCACUCACCAUCACCCAGCCACAGCCUGCCUUUCAGCCCAGCACCCCUACCAAGAGACUCACCAUCCAGACCCCACCAGCCACCCCCACUAUGCCGCAAGCCCCGUCUAAAGUGCCUGACCCCAACCUGUUCCACACAAGGAGCUCCGCCAACAUCGAGAUCUGUGACAACUUCCUCCUGGGUUUGUGUCAGGCAGGGAGGAAGUGUAAGAUGCACCACACUCCCUACCCAUUUCACUGGCAGCUGUGGAGUGUGGUCACCCACCGGUGGAUCGACAUCCCCCUUCGCUCUCAGGUCCUAAUGGAGAAGUUGUACUGCGAUGUCAACCAAGAGGCCAUUUGUGUCAAGGAUGGGCAGGUCUGCAACACUUUAAACUUUGACUCAAUGGAUGUGGACGACAUAUCCAAGUAUGACAAGGUCAGACGACUGACUAACUCUGACAGUCCGAUCAGAAACCCUCACUUUCCCAGUAGAUGGAAGUUCUUCUGGUGGAACAACAUGGACUGGGAAGAGUACAACAAGGAUGCGUCAGCCGUGCUGCUGCAGAAUAUGAAUGAAAAGGAGCCGGAGUGUACUCUCACCAUCGGCUCGCAGCAGUACAAGGUGGACUUCACCUCCAUGGUGCAGACCAACGUCACCACAGGGUUCGAGAGAGAGGUUCGCUGCAGGCCCGUCUACCGCUCCCCUGUUUCCAUGCAGCCUUACCUGCAGACAGAGGUCAAGACCAACCCCUCCAAACCCAACAGUGAUCCUCCAGCAGCCAACUUCAGCGUGGACCCUCUGAAGGAGUUCAGCUCCUGGUAUCCUCCAGUGUGGAGUGUGACCUCUGAGGACUACAGCCUGGUGGAUGUUCCUGCAGGCACGGAGGCUUACCGCAGUCUCCUGAACCUGUUCUGCGAGAGCCUGCCCGAGACCAGGGUGGACAUUGUCAGCAUCCAGCAGGUCCAGAGCCUCCUCCACUGGGACAAAUACCAAAGGCAGAAGGCGUACAUGCAGAAGCAGCACGCCGACUUGAAGAAUCCUCUGGAGAGACAUCUCUUCCACGGGACGACCAAAAAGGCCUCAGAGGACAUCUGCUACAACAACUUCGACCUCCGCAUGGCCGGAGUCAACGGAACAUCCCACGGCGUCGGCUCCUACUUCGCCAGCACCGCCUCCUUCUCCCACACCUUCUCGGCCGUGGUGGCGUCGGAUGAGGUUCGUCACAUGUUCCUGGCCAAAGUCCUGGUGGGGAAGGUUUGUCUCGGGAGGCACAACUACCACCGGCCACCGCCGCUGUACUCCACGACGAGGAAAUUCUGUCUCUACGACAGCUGCGUGGACAACGUGGACAAACCCACGAUAUUUGUAGUGUUUGACAGCUGUCAGUGCUACCCGUACUACCUCAUCAAGUACAAAGACCUGCCCAAGGAGGUUGAGAUCUGAGAAAGCAGACGAGUUCGGUGAUGCUGGUUG